GGCGACUUGUAAAACGAUUCAAUAGUAAUGUAUUCGUGUUUCUUUAAUGGCCGGUGAAGUAGAAGACAUCGUCGUACAUGGGAAUGCUCUCUCCUCCUCCGUUCAGCAACCUCUGCUCACCACUAGCAGAGUCCUAGGAAAGUCAUCAAGAACAGAAACAAGUGGCUGUCCUGUCGUCCAUACAAGAAUUAGAACAGGAAUUCUGUAGAUAAAGGAAUCGACUCGAAGCUCUUUCUUGCAACCCCGUGCAGCCCGAAGCCCCUGUUUGAUGGCCGCUAUGAACAGCAUCACCGCCCACGGCCCCAAGCUCCGGUCUUUCAUCAGACCCGCAAUCAAAGAACCCACCGGGAGGUUCAGUUCUUCAUUUAGACAAUCGUCGUCGACCAAAUCGACAAGGAAUUGGGCCGUGGCGUCGGUCACGGAGGACAGCAAAGUUGUCUCCGUGGGGAAGAGCUACCCGAAGGACGACGAGAAGCCUGCAUCAGGGAACGGAUCGGAUGAUUUCAAGAACCCAAAAUUUGACGGGAAAGGAGAGAGUGAUGAGUUUGAGAAGUUAGUUAGCAGAGGAAUCAAUGCGACCAUAGUUCUGGGAAUGGGGACUCUUGCUGUCACCAAGUUGCUCAGCAUUGAUCAUGAUUACUGGCAUGGAUGGACCAUUUAUGAGAUUCUAAGAUACGCACCAGAACACAACUGGAUUGCCUACGAGGAAGCUCUUAAAACUAAUCCCGUGCUAGCAAAAAUGAUGAUAAGUGGGGUGGUCUAUGCAAUAGGAGAUUGGAUUGCGCAGUGUUAUGAAGGGAAGCCGCUCUUUGAGUUUGACCGAGCACGCAUGUUCAGAUCAGGUCUUGUUGGGUUUACUCUUCAUGGGUCCCUCUCUCAUUAUUACUACCAAUUAUGCGAGGCUCUUUUUCCAUUUCAAGAUUGGUGGGUUGUCCCUGCAAAGGUUGCCUUUGAUCAGACAGUGUGGGCGGCAGUUUGGAACAGCAUCUAUUUUGUGGUCUUGGGGUUCUUGCGUUUCGAAUCUCCAUCAAACAUCUUUGAGGAGCUCAGAGCAACCUUUUGGCCGAUGCUGACAGCUGGGUGGAAGCUUUGGCCAUUUGCUCACCUGAUCACCUAUGGUGUGAUCCCCGUCGAACAGAGGCUUCUCUGGGUUGAUUGUGUGGAACUUAUCUGGGUCACAAUACUUUCAACCUACUCCAAUGAGAAAUCGGAAGCAAGAAUCUCAGAUGCAUCAGAAGGAGGCCCUGGUUCUCAAUAAAGUAGCUCUCCUAAGGAAUAAGUUGGUUGGACGAACGUUUUGGAGAAAGUUUAUAGACCCGUGGUACCACUUCAAGAGAUAAAACUGACCUUACAUGUGUGCCUACGGUCAUGGACCGACCUACCGAGACCGGCCAGAAACCUUCCUCUCGAAAAUUGUGUAUGAAUACCUUAGUCGUAGUCUGAGAUCUUGCUCAACGAUGAUGUUUCAGGUUUGUUCUGAUCUAAGGUUAUAAUUACACGAGGCAUGCAAUAGGAAUCAUUUAGCUAUAUGGUGCACAGGUUGUACGCUCUUAUAUCGAUGAACUUUUGGUCUGAAGUAUGCGAUUCAUUCCAUGAAUCCUCAAUAAUGUGAAGCCUCACUUCCCGAUUUGCCUUCGUAUAUAUACCUGGAGUUUUGUCUAUUUGAGAGAAUUAUUACAUAAUAUUUGCACCUCUGGCUGGGUGCUUUGCGAAUCCA
Punica granatum (pomegranate) is the source of this 1717-nucleotide messenger RNA. Lineage: Eukaryota; Viridiplantae; Streptophyta; Magnoliopsida; Myrtales; Lythraceae. The record is from RefSeq and is a predicted model, not a curated record.